AUGGCCGACGAAAUGGGAUUAGGUAAGACAUUGCAAUGUUUAACAUUGAUGUGGACCUUACUUAAGCAAAGCCCUAGGGGUAGGCGAACUAUUGAUAAAUGUAUUAUUGUCUGUCCGUCGUCACUCGUGAGAAACUGGGCAAAUGAAAUCGUGAAGUGGCUCGGCGAAGGUCUGCUAACUCCACUCGCCGUGGAUGGUAAAUCAGUGAAGUCUUCCGAUCUUAACCAAGCCUUACAACAAUGGGCUACUGCUUCGGGUCGCAAUAUCGUUCGUCCCGUCUUGAUAAUAUCGUACGAGACAUUGAGACGAAAUGUCGAGAAACUCGCUGGCACUGAAGUUGGAUUGGUUUUAGCGGAUGAAGGGCAUAGACUCAAAAACGGCGACUCCCUCACUUUCAACGCUUUGAAUUCUUUAAGAUGUGAGCGGAGGGUAAUUUUAAGCGGGACCCCUAUUCAGAAUGAUCUUUCUGAAUAUUUUUCGUUGCUUAAUUUCGCUAAUCCUGGUCUUUUGGGUAGCCGAAAUGACUUCAGGAAGAACUUCGAGAAUGCGAUAUUGAGAGGGCGUGAUGCAGACGCCACUGAUUCCGAAAGGGAAAAGGGGGACUCUAAAUUAACUGAACUCUCGCAAAUAGUCUCGAAGUUCAUUAUCAGGAGAACAAAUGACAUUCUCUCAAAAUAUUUGCCGGUGAAGUACGAGUACGUGGUCUUUAUUGGUCUCACUCCCCUACAAAGACUUCUUUACCGACACUUCACCAACUCAGAAGACAAUCGAGCGCUUAUCGGCUCACAACCGCUCAAGGCCAUCGAUUUGUUGAAGAAGUUAUGUACCCACCCCGACCUUCUUCGUUUACCUGGUGAUAUAAAAGGUUGUCGCUCGAUUCUCCCUGACGACUUCAACAGUCCGGACAGUGGCCGGAGCAAGGAAGUUCGAGUAUCGUUAAGUGCGAAGUUUUCUGUUCUUGAAAGAUUUAUCACUAACUUGAGACAUGAAUCAGACGACAAAAUCGUGAUUAUUUCGAACUACACGAAAACAUUGGAUCUCAUUGAAAAAUUGUGUUCGCAAAGGAGAUUUGGAUGCCUCCGGCUCGAUGGAACGAUGAACAUCAAUAAGAGACAGAAGAUUGUCGAUAGAUUUAAUGACCCCAAUGCGCCAGAAUUCAUUUUCUUACUUUCGUCCAAAGCUGGUGGCUGCGGAAUUAACCUUAUAGGCGCUAACAGAUUGAUACUCAUGGAUCCUGACUGGAACCCGGCGGCUGAUCAGCAAGCUCUUGCUAGGGUGUGGAGGGAUGGUCAGAAGAAGGAUUGUUUUAUCUACAGAUUCAUAAGUACUGGUACUAUUGAAGAAAAGAUUUUCCAGCGUCAAUCGAUGAAACAGUCGCUCUCCUCCUGUGUCGUCGAUAACAUGGAGGAUGUGGAGAGGAUCUUUAGUGGCGAAAACUUAAGGCUCCUUUUCAAAUAUAUGACUGAUACCGAUUGCGAGACCCAUGAAAGCUACAAGUGUAGCCGAUGUGCGAAGGGCGGCGGCCAGGUGGAGAAAGCCCCUCUUAUGUUAUACGGCGACGCAACAACAUGGAAUCAUCUUAACCAUGAUGCAUUGGUAGACAAUGAGGAUCGUCUUCUCAAGAAUGAAAGUGUUUUUGAGGAUGUCUCAUUCGCCUUCCAAUAUGUCUCACAUUAG
This is a messenger RNA of Candidozyma haemuli, 1677 nucleotides long. RefSeq names its product DNA-dependent ATPase (gene RAD54). NCBI's taxonomy places the organism in Eukaryota, Fungi, Ascomycota, Pichiomycetes, Serinales, Metschnikowiaceae. The transcript has a single exon. Gene Ontology annotation, cellular component: nucleus. Gene Ontology annotation, biological process: reciprocal meiotic recombination; double-strand break repair via synthesis-dependent strand annealing. The record is from RefSeq and is a predicted model, not a curated record. Gene Ontology annotation, molecular function: DNA translocase activity; ATP-dependent chromatin remodeler activity; ATP binding. Bases 1 to 1677 code for a protein of 558 amino acids.